AUGGCGGAACCCACUGGCCUCAUCGCCAAAUCUGGCAUUGAGCUCCUUACCUUUGGAACCCCCAAUGGCCACAAGAUCUCUAUCCUCCUCGAGGAGCUUAAAGAAGCUUACGGCAAGGAGUACACGGUGCAGUCCGUCAACAUCGGGAAGAACACCCAAAAGGAGCCUUGGUACACGGCACUGAAUCCCAACGGCCGCAUCCCGACCAUCAUCGACCACGACCGGGGCGGCUUCGCCGUCUUCGAAGGGCUCGCCAUCCUAACCUACCUCGCCCGCCACUACGACCCUGAGCACAAGUUCAGCUUCCCCGUCGACUCAGACGAUUAUUCGGUCGCCGAGCAAUGGAUGUCGUGGCAGCAUGGUGGGUUGGGCCCUAUGCAAGGGCAAGCAUUCCAUUUCCUCACUGCCUCUGAAAAGAUCCCCUACGGAAUCAAGCGCUACGUCGGCGAGACGGAGCGGCUGUACGGCAUUCUGAACGCCCGCCUGGCCGACCGCGACUAUGUCGCUGGCCCGGGUAGGGGGAAAUACAGCAUUGCCGACUUGAGUCUGAUCGGAUGGGUCAACGUCAGCGAGAUCAUUGGGAUUGACCUGGCGGGCCAAUUCCCCAACGUCAAGGCGUGGCUCGAGAGGUUGCUCGCGCGGCCGGCGGUACAGAGGGGGCUGACAGUUCCCGGCGGCGAGCCAGGCAGGUGGUCGCAUGUGAACGUUGAGCGCGCCCUGAAAGGGGAAGCGGGCACCGAGGAUCUGCUGAAGAUGUAUGAGCAGAACAAGAAAUUGGUGGCUGACGCGAAGGAGAAGUAUGGGUAUAAGUAUGCCGGAAGCCCGAACUCGAUCCCAGCAGCCACCAUGAAGCGCAAACUGGACAGCAACGAUGAGCCCACGGGCGUCCCGCCAGAAAACGAAACCAAGCCUAGCCAACCGGAGAAGCAACCAGCAGAAGCUGAACCCUCCUUCGCCGAGCUCGGUCUCGACCCACGCCUGGUGCAGGCUGUCGCAAAGCAGAGCUUCGAGAAGCCGACCCUCGUACAGCGCAAGGCCAUUCCGCUAGCCCUUCAAGGACAGGAUGUGCUUUGCAAAGCCAAGACCGGUUCCGGAAAGACGGCUGCUUACGUCCUGCCUCUGCUGUCUGGCAUCUUGAAGCGCAAGAGCACCGACUCUGCCCCCUUCACUGCCGGCCUGAUCCUUGUGCCGACCCGCGAGCUCGCCGACCAAGUCUUCAAAGCCAUCGAGCAGUUCUCGGCCUUCUGCACCAAGGACAUCCACGCCGCGAAGCUGACCGAGAACGUGUCCGACGCCGUACAACGCUCCCUACUCGCCAACACUCCGGAUAUUGUCGUGUCAACGCCCGCCCGCGCAUGGCACAGCGUCAACUCGUCGGCGCUCUCGCUCAGCAAGCUGCAGUACCUGGUACUCGACGAGGCCGACUUGGUGUUGUCGUAUGGCUACGACGAGGAUAUGGAGAAUAUUUCGCGAUCGCUGCCCAAGGGCGUGCAGACCAUCAUGAUGAGUGCGACGCUGUCGGCCGAGCUGGAUACGCUGAAGGGGAUAUUCUGCCGGAAUCCGACGCUGCUGGAUCUGAAAGAGGAGUUUGGGGCGGAGGAUGAGAAGCUCACGCAAUUCUACGUCAAAUGCGGCGAGGAUGACAAGUGGUUGAUCUCAUACCUCAUAUUCAAGCUACAGCUGAUCAAGGGCCCUUGUCUGAUAUUCGUUGCUGACAUUGAUCGAUCCUAUCGGUUAAAGCUCUAUUUUGAACAAUUCGGCAUCAGGAGCUGCGUCUUGAACUCGGAGCUCCCCAUCAAUACGCGGAUCAAGAUUAUCGAGGAAUUCAACCGGGGCAUCUACGACAUCAUCAUCGCGUCAGACGAGAAGAGCGAAUUAUUCGGAGAUGAAGCUGCUGGUGACGAAGCGGGAAAGAAGGAGUCCAAGGAGUCCAAGAAGGAAGGGGAAGAGAGCGCCGAGAAGCCAAAGAAGAAACGGAAACACAAAAAGGACGAGGAAUACGGAGUAUCACGAGGAAUUGACUUCAAGAACGUCGCCGCGGUUGUCAACUUCGACAUGCCUACAUCCGCCAAAUCAUAUACCCACAGGAUCGGCCGAACUGCCAGGGCUGGGCGCGCAGGCAUUGCCCUUUCCUUCGUUAUUGCCAAGGAACUGUAUGGCAAACACAAACCAACAUCCAUAAAGAGCUGCGAAAACGAUGAAAAGGUGCUCGCCAAGAUUAUGAGGCAACAGGCGAAGAUAAACAGGAAGCUUGAGCCAUAUAACUUCAACAAGUCGCAGAUGGAGGCCUUUAGAUACCGCAUGAACGACGCACUUCGCGCCGUCACCAAGGUGGCUAUCCGAGAGGCGAGGACAAGAGAGCUGAGACAGGAGCUGCUGAGGAGCGAGACAUUAAAGCGAUAUUUCGAGGAGAAUCCCACAGAACUCGCCCACCUGAGGCACGAUGGGGAGCUCGGGCGAACAACAAGACAGCUACCUCACCUGAAACAUGUGCCGGAUUACCUGCUGCCAACAGAAGGGAAGAAGGCGUUGGCGUCGCAGCAAGUUGGCUUUGUGCCAUUCAAGAAGGAAGGGGGCAAGGAUAGGAGACACAGGAAAGGCAAGGCAAAGGGCCGGUCGUUUAAGGUUGGGGGGAAAAAGGACCCGCUCAAAACAUUCAAGGUCCGGCGGAAGGCUAAGUGA
Molecule: messenger RNA, 2682 nt
Organism: Chaetomium strumarium
Lineage: Eukaryota; Fungi; Ascomycota; Sordariomycetes; Sordariales; Chaetomiaceae
Product: P-loop containing nucleoside triphosphate hydrolase protein
Exons: 11
Coding region: 1-2682 (893 amino acids)
Molecular function (GO): RNA helicase activity; ATP binding; nucleic acid binding
Source: RefSeq, a predicted model, not a curated record